AAUCUUCACGAAUUUGAUCGGCCCCUAACAAGUCAGCUAACGUACAGCUAUCGGCCCUAAAAUUAUUUUGAACAUUCUUCUUCUGUUUCACCAAGGUCAAGGACUAUUUAUUAAACCAAAAUCGCCUUGUGAACCUUGGUACCGGUGCGUUACAAGUCUAUCGCUUUUUCACCGACCCUAGUCACUCUAAUUUCAAGAAAAUGUUUCGAUCAGUUUCGCGACUACCUGCAGCUGCGUUGUCAGCGAGAGUCGGAAGAAGAUCAGACAGGGGAGUUCCCCCGGCGGCCCCGAGGCUCUGGCCCAGUCGACGCGGUUUGGGUUCUGAACCAAAUCCUUCUGAAUCGUCUGCGGCGGGUGCAAUCGGAAGUGUGGAUAUAAUUUAUACAGAAGAACAUAUGGAAAUGAGGAGAGCCCUUAAAAAGCUGAUUGACAAGGAGAUCAACCCAUAUGUUGACCAAUGGGAGGCAGAGAAAAAAUUUCCUGCUCAUGAGGUAAUGAAGAAACUUGGAGAAGCCGGUUUCUUGGGCAUUAGCAGACCAACAGAGUAUGGUGGCCUUGGUUUGGAUUAUACGUACUGUGUAGCGUUUGCUGAGGAGCUUGGUGGUAUAACCUGUGGAGGUGUCCCUAUGGCCAUCGGGGUUCAAACUGAUAUGGCCACUCCAGCUCUUUCCAGGUUUGGAUCGGAUGAGUUGAAGAGGAAGUUUUUAGCUCCUACCAUUGCCGGUGAUAUGGUAGUAUGUCUUGGAGUGAGUGAACCAGUGGCAGGAUCAGAUGUAGCGAAUAUUCAGACCAGAGCUGAGAAGAAGGGAGAUGAUUAUGUAAUCAACGGUAGCAAGACCUGGAUAACCAACGGUCAUCAAGCAGAUUGGACAUGUCUUCUGGUCAAUACUGGAGAUGGACCGUCACACAAGAAUAAAUCACUCAUCUGUGUACCUCUAGAUUCUGAAGGUGUUACCAGGGGAAGAAGAAUUGACAAGUUGGGCAUGCAUUCUUCCGACACGGCGGAACUUUUCUUUGAAGAUGUGCGUGUCCCCCAGAGUAAUCUGAUUGGUCAAGAGGGGGCAGGCUUUAUUUAUCAGAUGUUGCAAUUCCAGGAAGAGAGGUUGUUUGCGGGAGCCGGCGUCCUCCUACCAUUGGAUAUGAUGAUAGCUGAUACCAUUGAAUACACCAAGAAUAGGAAGGUGUUCGGCAAGUCAGUACUUGACAAUCAAGUGGUUCACUUCAGAUUGGCCGAGCUACAGACGGAGGUCGAGCUUCUCAGAUCACUCCUCUACAGAGCAACGGCUCUUUAUGUCCAGGGACAGGAUGUGACCAGACUUGCAUCAAUGGUCAAGCUCAAAGCUGGACGUCUAGUUCGUGAGGUCAGCGAUGCUUGCCUGCAAUACUAUGGUGGAAUGGGCUUCACAUCAGACAUGCCUAUUUCAAGAUACUACAGAGACACAAGGUUACUUUCUAUCGGUGGCGGCGCCGAUGAAGUCAUGCUUGGUAUCAUCUGCAAAUACAUGUAAACACGGUAAUUAUGGUGCGGGCACUACUCAAGAUGGAGCUUGAAAUGUAAUUGUUCUCACUGUUGACAGGCAUUGGGUCAGUUUACUGUCCUUACUAGAAUGUUCAGAAUGAAUGUUCUAUUUACAUAGUCAGUAUAGAAUACUUCUGGAUUACUUUUGUAAGUUUCAAGGAAGUUUAAAAAAUUUUGAAAAAGGUUUAUAUUUUUGAGACUUAAAAAUUCAUGUAUUUUUUCUGUAGAUAACACUUGGCGAUAUGUAAUAAUCCACCAUGGUAGUCAACAUCAUUGCCAGAUAUUAGGGUGGGGAGGGAAUGCUUUUGCUGUAAAAAAACAGAAUAUAAUAAAAUGGAAGGAUUUUACAUCAUGAAUUCAUAUUCCCAGAUUAGAAUCUUUUCCAGAAUUCAUAUAAAAUCAUGAUUAUUUUUGUGCUAUAGAUGAUCCUAUUUCUAAUGCUGGAUUUCAAAAUAUGUCGUAUUUUUCAUAGUACAUAUAAGGAAAAUAUCAUUCCUUCGGGAUUUGAAAAUGGAACAUUUUCAAUGUUAAAAUGAUCAAGUAAAAGAAUGAAUGAGAAUGAUUAAUAAUGAAUGUGUUAUCAGUUAUCAUAUUCAGUUCAUGAUGCAAUCUCAGUAAUUACUUUGCUUUGUGAAGUAAUUUUCUGAAAGUGUUGAAAUUUACUUCUUGAAAUGUGGUUGAAAUGGUUUAUAUUCAAUAAUGCCAUUAUUAAGAUGACAUGCAAAACACUGAUACUUAUCGAUGGAUUGCAGUUGACAUUACUGAAAAUUUCUGUAUAAAUUAUGAUUAAAGAAGAAUGAGAAAAAUUACCCCCCCCCCCUCAUCCCACCCCACCCUACCCUGUCUGACCCAACCAGAUUUGAAUCCCGGAACUUGGCUUGCAUGGCCAGCUGAACUAUCUGAGCAACCCCCUCCCUCCCUCCCUCAUUCUCACUUAAACCCAUCUUGUUAUGGCGGCACAGUGGGGGUAUUUCAAUAUCAAACAAUUCAUAUGCCAAUGCGAUAAUACAGUGUAUUAUAUAGAUAUGAAUAUAGUUUUAUAUGAUUUAACAAAUGGGAUGUAUCUUAAAGUGUCUUUGUAUUAAAAUUGUCUAUAUGCAA
Lytechinus pictus (painted urchin) is the source of this 2620-nucleotide messenger RNA. RefSeq names its product probable acyl-CoA dehydrogenase 6. NCBI's taxonomy places the organism in Eukaryota, Metazoa, Echinodermata, Echinoidea, Temnopleuroida, Toxopneustidae. Gene Ontology annotation, molecular function: flavin adenine dinucleotide binding; acyl-CoA dehydrogenase activity. The transcript has 10 exons. Bases 201 to 1508 code for a protein of 435 amino acids. The record is from RefSeq and is a predicted model, not a curated record.